Messenger RNA from Trichoderma asperellum CBS 433.97, 1179 nucleotides. The record is from RefSeq and is a predicted model, not a curated record. Lineage: Eukaryota; Fungi; Ascomycota; Sordariomycetes; Hypocreales; Hypocreaceae.
AUGGUGAUAAUAGAUGACAAACUUACCCAGUCUAGCCGACUGUCGCGCUACUCCUGCUCUACAUGUCGACACCAGAAGAAAAAAUGCGAUAGGCGCCAACCCCAGUGUUCCCUCUGUCAGCGAUAUGAUCGUGUCUGCGUGUAUAAGAACACGAGGAACAGCCUGGUUCUUGGAACCUCACCCGAAUCUUUGAGUGGGGCGCUGUCGACCACCCCCACCAAAGUCCAGCGGGACCAAAAUGGGUUCCCCGCCGUAUAUUUCACCGACUCAGCAUUGUUCUGGCGAUCUGUAGGCAGUUUGCCGGAUGCAAACCUUCCCAUCAGCCCUGACUUGCUGUCCCUCGUCGAGGAUGUGGCCACUGUGAGAAAAUUCACCGAGGCGUUCUUUCGUUACAAUUACCCAUGGGCACCGUUUAUAUGUAGAAGGAAUUUCAUGGAAAGGAUUUUAAAUCCUCUCAGUGGACGGCGCUGUGAAAAUGUACUUCUCAUAGCUGCUAUAAAGCUCAUCACAACAGAGCCCGAUGCCAAUGCGAGUUCUACUAUGUAUUGCAGCCUCAAGAGAUCAUUUCUGGAGGUAGAAUUGAGUGGCAGCUUGACAUUUAGAACGCUACAAGCACUUGUUCUCGUUGCGAUAUAUGAACUCGGGCAAGCUAUUUAUCCUUCAGCCUACUUAACAGUCGGUUACUGCGCCAGAUAUGGCAUUGCACUCGGCAUCGACCGAACAAUCGAUUCCCUCUACUCAUCUAAACUAGAUGGCUCGGAGGAGGAGAGGAGGACAUGGUGGACUAUUAUUCUUCUAGAUCGAUACUUGAACGUCGGCUGCCCGGAACGAGCUCUGUUGAUCGAAGAGCCCAGAAAUACGAGCGUACUUCCGAUGGAUGACAAGCUUUGGCAAAUGGGGUAUCCGCCUCCCAACCCUCCACUUGUCAUGUCCUCCCCUCCAACAGAGGCUAUGGGUCGCUUCUGCCUAACAGUUCAAGCAGCGUAUUUGUUGGGAAAGGUACUAAGAUAUACUGGUCCUCAAGAAAGUGGACAUCGUAUCCUAGAACAUGAAGCACGAAUACUCGAUAAUACUAUUGCCGCCUUAACAAAGGUUACACUACAGGAGAGCGUGAAACGAGCGCACGACUCAUUCUUAACCAAGAGAUGGCUUGGAUUGAUCGGCACAACUCCCUUCUAG